UAAAUAUCGACAAGAAUUGACAAAAACUGAUUUUUAUGGUUCGUCGAGUAAAGAAUUAUUUAGUCUUCGAGGAAAAUUGUAUCAAUUAGAAAGUGAAAUGAAAUUAAGUACAGAAGCUGAAAGUGGCCAAGUAUUUGAACGAUUUUUAAAUUUAUUUAAGUCAGAUGAUUAUUUAUUAACAUUAGACAUUCUGGCAACAGAAUUAAAAAACGAACGUAUACAUCAAAAUGAAAAGGAGAAUACUCAAUCAUUAGAAGUUUUAUGGCGUAAUGCUAUUGUUUGUCAUGAAUAUCAAACAGACGACAUAAAAAGUAUAAUUAGUGAUGGUUAUUUUAAUUAUGUUAACGCCGGUUUUCCAUUCGAAAUAAUUGAUGGUGAUAAUUUUCAUUUUCAUCAUUUAUUUCUAGAGGGUGUAUUAACACGAUUUAAAAAUAAUAAAAUACUUGUUAUCAGCAUCAUAGGACCACAAAGUUCUGGGAAGAGUACAUUACUUAAUUAUAUGUUUGGCACAUUGUUCGAUGUUCGAGAAGGACGAUGUAGUCGUGGUAUUUAUGGUUCGCUAGUAAAAGCAAAUUCACCUGAUUUUGAUUAUAUAUUAUUGAUUGAUAGUGAAGGUUUAUUGUCAAUCGAAAG
Messenger RNA from Didymodactylos carnosus, 633 nucleotides. The record is from the annotation of a GenBank genome assembly. NCBI's taxonomy places the organism in Eukaryota, Metazoa, Rotifera, Eurotatoria, Philodinida, Philodinidae.